GCAGGCCCGGUCGCGCGCCAGCAUGACCCAGUCGGUGGUCGUCCAGGUCGGCCAGUGCGGAAACCAGAUUGGCUGCUGCUUCUGGGACCUGGCGCUGGGGGAGCACGCCGCGGUCAACCAGAAAGGAAUUUAUGAUGAGGCCAUAAGCAGCUUUUUUAGAAAUGUGGAUACCAGAGUGGAUGGUGAUGGUGGCAAUAUUUCCAAGGGAAAAAUAUGUUCUUUAAAAGCACGAGCUGUCUUGAUUGAUAUGGAAGAAGGGGUAGUGAAUGAAAUUCUGCAGGGACCAUUGAGAGAUGUCUUUGAUAGCAAGCAGCUCAUCACUGAUAUUUCUGGCUCAGGAAAUAAUUGGGCUGUGGGUCACAAAGUUUUUGGCAGACUUUACCAAGACCAAAUCUUAGAGAAACUCAGAAAGUCGGCAGAGCACUGCGAUUGCUUGCAGUGUUUCUUUGUAAUACAUUCCAUGGGAGGAGGAACAGGAUCUGGACUUGGUACAUUUCUUUUAAAGAUGCUUGAAGAUGAAUUCCCAGAAGUAUACAGAUUUGUGACUUCCAUUUAUCCUUCCCAUGAGGAUGAUGUCAUAACCUCACCUUAUAAUAGCAUCUUGGCAAUGAAGGAACUUAAUGAGCAUGCAGACUGUGUGCUGCCAAUUGACAAUCAAUCUUUAUUUGACAUCAUCAGCAAAAUUGACCUCAUGGUGAAUUCUGGAAAGUUGGGUACAACUGUGAAGCCAAAGAGUCUGGUUACUUCAAGUGCCGGGGCUUUAAAAAAACGGUGUAAGAAGCCCUUUGAUGCAAUGAACAACAUUGUGGCAAAUUUGCUGCUCAACCUAACAAGCUCUGCAAGAUUUGAAGGGUCCCUAAAUAUGGACCUUAAUGAAAUCAGCAUGAACUUAGUUCCUUUUCCUCAACUUCAUUAUCUUGUGUCAAGCCUGACACCUCUUUAUACACUGGCAGAUGUUAGCAUUCCUCCUCGAAGAUUGGAUCAGAUGUUUUCAGAUGCCUUUAGUAAAGAUCACCAGCUAAUUCAGGCAGACCCCAAACAUAGUCUCUAUCUCGCGUGUGCCCUCAUGGUUAGAGGAAAUGUACAGAUUUCAGAUCUUCGCAGAAAUAUUGAAAGAUUAAAGCCGUCUCUACAGUUUGUCUCCUGGAACCAAGAAGGUUGGAAGACCAGCCUGUGCUCAGUACCUCCUGUGGGCCAUUCCCAUUCACUAUUAGCUUUAGCAAACAACACAUGUGUAAAGCCCGCCUUCAUGGACCUGAGAGAGCGGUUCAUGAGGCUCUACAAAAAGAAGGCUCACCUGCAUCACUAUCUACAAGUUGAAGGGAUGGAAGAAAGCUCUUUUUCAGAAGCUGUGUCAUCUUUGUCAGCACUCAUACAGGAAUAUAGCCAGCUGGAUGCCACCAGAAGCUUGCCUAUGCCAGAUUUUCCUAGACUAAGCAUAGCUGUGUAGAAAAGAAACACAAUAUGCAGCUUUCACCUUUCUUCGUUUCUUGUUUUUUGUCACCUUUCUGUUUCUGAAUUUUUGUGAUUGAGAAAACUUAGUUUAUUUUUCAUAUUAUCGAGUACUGUUGUCUAAGAGUGGUAACUCUUUAAUCACAAUUUUUUGAUCAUGCCAAUGUGUGACAUUACUGAAGUCCUAGUGCCUUAACUUCAAACACUUGUCUUCAGAAAGUCCUCUUUUCUAAAAUGAAAGAAUGGAGUUCUUCAGUAUUUUGCUUUAUUUAUAGCCUCAUUUUUAGGCAUUUAUUUAUACACUGGAAAACGUGUCUUCAAUAACAACUUUGUACAGAUAUGUCUAUUUAUAUUUUGAGAUUCUGUUUACAUUAUCCUGGUUCCUUAAAAGUAGGUUCUGGGAGUAAAAGAACACGGUAUAAAUAUUUCCAUAUAACUGCACUAACUUUCGGGGGUGGGUUUUAUUACAGCUACUGAGGUUUUGUUUGUUCUUUUGGUAACAACUUGUUUGUAUUCAAAAGAAUCACAAUUUAUACAUUAACAUGUAUUUGUAUUAAAUUUUUCUUGUCAAACCAGUUGGUAUCAUAAUAAACGUCUUUAUUUUAUUUUUAUACAGUGCUGGCUGUUAAUCAUGUUUUGCAUGUCAUGUUUACACAAGUGAGCAGAAUGUCACUAAGCUUGAUAUCUUCUUCUAAAUUUUGCUGUAAAUAACUGUUAUUGUCCCAGAUACAAUAAUCU
Molecule: messenger RNA, 2190 nt
Organism: Carlito syrichta (Philippine tarsier)
Lineage: Eukaryota; Metazoa; Chordata; Mammalia; Primates; Tarsiidae
Gene: TUBE1
Product: tubulin epsilon 1
Exons: 12
Coding region: 23-1450 (475 amino acids)
Biological process (GO): mitotic cell cycle; microtubule cytoskeleton organization
Cellular component (GO): microtubule; cytoplasm
Molecular function (GO): GTP binding; structural constituent of cytoskeleton
Source: RefSeq, a predicted model, not a curated record